AAACUCUUGUGCUCUUUCCCCUCCGUUAGAUUCCGUUAAGAAAUCAAUGUCGGAUGACAUGGCUGACCGAAAACGCAAACUGGAAGAAACAACCGUGUUGAACAGCUUACACGAAGAAGAAGAAGAAAAAGCAGAGUAUGAAGAGGAAGAGUUGCAUGAGCUUCUGGUCCCUGACGUAUCCCUACUUCCUCCCACACCUCCCUCUGCUGUUGAAACCAACUUUGUCUCUUACUUUGCUCCAGAUUUUAUGAAGCCAGGAAACGACCAGUACGUUUAUCGCCAUGCCAAUGGAUUGUGUGUUGUUGGCUUGGCUUCGACUCACCUGGCAUUUAAGGAUAAAGGUGGGAUCACGGCGGUUGAUUUUAAUGUCGGCAAAUCCGAUCGCAGUGGCAUGAAGGUCACCGGAAAGAGAAAGAGGAAUGCACAACAUUUCGAGUCCAAUACAGCUUUGUGCAAGGUUUGCACCGGUGAUGAUUCCUAUGUUGUGAGGUGUUGUGUUAAAGGCUCUCUUUUGGAAGUGAAUGACAGAUUAAUUAAGCAGCCAGAACUGCUUAAUUCGUCGGCAGAUAGAGAAGGAUACAUAGCAAUUAUUAUGCCAAAGCCAGCAGACUGGCUCAAGGUCAAAACUUCCUUAUUGAGCCUUGAAGAAUUCAAGAAAUUGAGAGAACUUUGCUGAAUUUUUAGUAGGAACGGAUUUAUUAGUUGAUCUUGCAGCAAACAGGAAAUCAGUGGAAGCCAACUCCCUCACUGAAUUCAUGCAAAAGGAAUCCCGUUGUCACCAGUUUGUCUGAUGGUUUCACCGAGUUAAGUUCAUCACUAUGAUGACGCUCUAACAUUAUUUAAUCUCCAUGGGGGAGGGGUGAACUAUGUAACAUUGCUCACAUUUUUGUAUUUCUUGAGCGAAAUAAUUUUAAUGACAAUUAA
Molecule: messenger RNA, 924 nt
Organism: Theobroma umbraticum
Lineage: Eukaryota; Viridiplantae; Streptophyta; Magnoliopsida; Malvales; Malvaceae
Product: Single hybrid motif superfamily protein
Cellular component (GO): nucleus
Source: RefSeq, a predicted model, not a curated record